Harpegnathos saltator (Jerdon's jumping ant) is the source of this 5157-nucleotide messenger RNA. Its product is annotated as probable maleylacetoacetate isomerase 2. Bases 386 to 1039 code for a protein of 217 amino acids. Gene Ontology annotation, biological process: glutathione metabolic process; L-phenylalanine catabolic process. Lineage: Eukaryota; Metazoa; Arthropoda; Insecta; Hymenoptera; Formicidae. The record is from RefSeq and is a predicted model, not a curated record. Gene Ontology annotation, cellular component: cytoplasm; mitochondrion. The transcript is spliced from 5 exons. Gene Ontology annotation, molecular function: maleylacetoacetate isomerase activity; glutathione transferase activity.
AUUUAUUAAUAAAUAGUAAUAAUAAUAGUAACAGUAAGGAGGGUUGCGUUUGAAAGAGACGGAGAUCAACGGGCAUUCUGUUGCUUUGUCGACGUAUAUACAACGUGUCUCAUUUAGCCCCGUGUGAGCGAUCAAAGCGCCCCGUCGGGGCGCCCGGCGAUUGGACGCACGCCGGUCGGGCCGGAAUGUAGCCGGUGGAACGGGGGGAACGGCUGUGGCAAUCGAAUAAAAGGGGUGAGGAGGUGCGAUUUCGCGCGUUCACCGCGAUUCCGAAUUACAUUUCUGACAGAUUCCGACGGCGGCGAGCGCGCUGGCACCGAGGAGCCGCUGGUCAAGGUGAUAAUCGAGCGGGCGAGUCUGUUCGCGACGACGAGAGGCCGACGAGAUGUCCGUGAUGGGUAAGCCGGUGCUCUACUCCUACUGGCGGAGUUCCUGCUCGUGGAGGGUGAGAAUUGCGUUGAACCUGAAGGAGAUACCGUACGACAUAAAGCCGGUGAGCCUGGUGAAGGGCGGCGGGGAGCAGCAUUCCAAUGAAUUCCGUGAGAUCAAUCCGAUGGAGCAGGUCCCCGCGCUCCACAUCGACAAUCACACGCUAAUAGAGUCUUUAAAUAUCCUGCAAUACUUGGAGGAGACCAGGCCGAGCCGUCCGCUGAUGCCGGCGGAUCCUGUCAAGAGGGCCAGGGUCAGGGAAAUCUGCGAGGUGAUUGCCAGUGGUAUACAGCCGCUGCAAAAUCUUACGAUUCUGAUCUACGUCGGGGAAGAGCGUAAAAAGGAGUGGGCGCAACAUUGGAUCACCAGGGGAUUUACAGCCGUGGAAAAGCUAUUAUCGUCGAGCGCGGGCAAAUAUUGCGUCGGUGACGAAAUCACGUUAGCGGACUGUUGCCUGGUGCCACAGAUAUUCAACGCGCGGAGGUUUCACGUCGAUCUCAGACCCUUCCCCACGAUUCUCAGGGUGGAUCGUCACCUGGAGCACCAUCCGGCCUUCACCGCGGCUCACCCCAACAACCAGCCCGAUUGUCCGCCCGAGGCGACCAAGUAGCAAGCGAGGCAGACCACCCUUUUCCUCUUCUAAUGUCCUUUAGAAGGGCGAAAGGAGGUGGUCCGACGUCGUGUGGUUUCAUAGUGACAAAAGGUGAUAUCGCAGUGUUCAUUUUUGUCCUUGUCCAAUUUUUUAAUGUAACGCGCGGUUAAUCGAGCUUGUGUUUCGUCGUAAACAAGAGUUGUAAUCUCUGAAAAAAAAGGCAGCCAAUCGCUGAAUCGAGUACAGACUGCAGGUUAUACGAGAGAAACGAUAGCAGUUAAAUCGGGACAGUUUAGUUUUGGUUUUGGAAAAAUGUACACUUUACGGCACCUGGGUAGCGCUCCCGACGUCUAUACAGUACAAUCGCAUUCGGCUGGCCGUUGCGAUUUUUAUGUAGUCGGCGCCGGGAUGUUACGCCAAACAAAUCAUCCGUUUUCAUUAUUUUCAACGCGUAUACAGAAAAGAGAAAAAUGAAACUCGAAAUCGUAUAUAGCAUCGUAUUUAGCGUUUUAGGUACACUGAGUAAACAAAUGGCCGGGUAAAUGUACACGUAUCUGCCGCGAAGAUUAAUUACGUUGCGACAGCGCGUGCAUGCACGAACAGUUGACUUAAAUUUGUGCGCCAGCGGCCUGUAGAUUGCGUUCCCUCGAUAACAAUAACUCGUGCAUUGUACAGUGUCCGAUAUCGUUAAAUCGACAAAGCAGCACCUUUUGUCACUUAUGAACUGCGUCCCGGUGCGGAAAUGGUUAGCGGCCGGUUAAGAGAAAAAAUGAGCAUCAGACCGAUGGCCUCUCGAUCUUACGUCACACAUCACACCGAGCGACAAGAGAGCCGCUUCACAGAGAACGAAGACACUCUGUAACGCCAUUUCUGUACUCGCGUGUAACAAGAAAAUGAAAGGAAAGAGAGAGGUAUUGGGCCUACUUUUAAGUUUUUUGUUACGUUUUCUACGGGUUUUUAUCAUCAAUCGAAAUUUAUUCUUCACGCGAUAUUUUUACACGAUAUUUUGUAAGAUAUAUCGACCUAUUCUAAAUAGGUUCUGUUGAAAUCAAAAGGUUACUUUUUAUAUAUUUAUAAAUUUUUUUAUUUGACUUUUUUCGCGCUGAGACAUAGCGUAAGGAAAAGAGGAUGUUGCUAUUGAAUCAUAGUAAAUGUCCCGAGAUCUUCGCCGGUGAGCGUAGGAUAAUGAUUCAUACUUACGUGAUAUGAAGUACACACGCAGCAGACAAAUUCGAAACGUGAAGCGAUCCACAAUUCGAAGGGGAACGUGUAAUAAGGGAAAUGCGCUCCGCACAAAUGUAUCUCCCGACGUGUAAAGAAGAGAGUACAAAUCGCAUAUUUCCUUUGACAUUCCGAAUAUUGUAUCCUCCUCACUGAGAAUCGCGAGCCACAAAAACGAUCAUCGCUGUGUCAGAUAAUCGCGAAAAUGCUGGUUUGUCCGCUAAUUUGAAAAUUACGUUGCGUAACUAAGAACCGCGGUCGUCGAUGAUGUCGCGCGUUCGCGACCGCGAGGAUCGAAAUGUGCCAUUGAAAUGCCGUUUAUUACACAUAGUACAACCGCGUAUGUAUGGUAGCGCAAAUCAAACGGCGCACGGAGACGCCGCCGUCGACGCCAACAGAAUCAAAGUACACGAUUAUGCGCUCUCACGACGCAACGGAGGGAGGAGCCUCUCCCUCCGGUUUCGAGAGCGCGACGAAAAUGCGAGAUGCCGAUAUUUUUCACGGAUCUUUUUUAUAGAGUCGCUCAUUGUAAAGCAAAGUUGUUGCAUAGCCGCCCGCCUCCGCGUACUCCGAAGGGGAUUUUUCUACGUCAACGUACGUGUAGUAACGCGCGCCGUUUUUUCACGACGAGCCAUGCGUCCGAGACUCCUGUAGAUAUUCGAGAAACACAUGAUCGAUCGAACCGACAUAAUCGGAUUUCAUUGGCAUUCUUCCUUAUUGCCGCGUUAUCCUCCCUCCUCCGGCACUCACGGAAAAAGAAAAAGAAAACGUCACGUCGCAUUCGCGUCGAAAUCUCACGUCGAUACGAUUGAUGAUUUUCUCCAUGUAACGCGCACGUUGUAACUGCCUUCUUGUACUGAGAUUUCGACGAAUACUUCUUCCAUGUAGCCUCCAGCCUUCGCAAUUAUUUUUCUAUAGGAGAUAUAGUAUCGUAAUAACGAAGGUAUACACUUCUUUGUGCGCUUUCUAAUGGAAGAUUUUAAAAGAAGUAAAUAUAUAUAUAUAUAUAUAAAUAUAUAUAUAGAAUCGUCGCAAUACACACACACACACACACACACACACACACACACUUAAGCUCUACGUCUCACAUGUAAUACUCGGGUCGAAGAACGUACAUUCCGUGUUAUACGCGCACACGUACACAUACACGUAACAGACACACGACACGUAAAGAAGACACAACAGACGUAUAUUAAUCAACCGAGUGAUUAGAUAAUAAUGUAUAUAAUCUUUGUACGAACUAUACUUCCCCUAAAACUCCGCUCCACGAAUGUUCACCGUUACAACAAAGCAGGCGUAUGGCCAAAUCGAAACUGCAGUGGUGCGUGUCCGCUUCCGUUUUGUACAACAACGUAUACACACUGUGUCAUUUGAUUUACGAAGGAAAAUGCGAGCCGAGCAGCGAUGUCCGCCAUGUUGUGUUAGACCUUGCUCUUCUUCAUUUCGCGCUUAUUAUUGUGUAUUCGCCGCUCAUGAGCGAUUGCUUCAGGAUUAACCUGCGGGAUCUCGCGUUUGAAUCUCGCAAUCUUGCAAUCAUUACGUCGAGUCUCUGGUUCGCAUUCUCGUACACAGGGAUUUGCACGAAAAAAAAAAAGAGAACGACGAAUGAAGGAUCGUGAAAGUGGAAAGUUAACUUGGUCGAGAACGAGCUGUGUUAUCGCAGUUUUCAUAGUAAUUCGGGGCAAUUAGCGUGUAAAAUACUACAGGGAUAGAAUUUUUAUUUGGAUCUGAAAGAUCCUCAUGGAGGAAUUUGGAUGUGAUUGUAGCGAUUUCCUUUAAUGCUUGGUAUCAAGUAUCUCCAUAACCAGUCUUGAAGGUACAAUAUCGUUGCGGUAGAGUCGAUUGAACGAGGAACGAAGCUUCGUCACUCGUAUCCACUCCUGAUGCUCGGUCUGCAAGAGACCUCUCGGUUACUUUUGCUUCUGGUGGAUCACAACUUGAAAGUUGCGUUAAUCGUCCUCCGUGCGUGAAUUUUCAUCGCGAGCUUCAAUAAGCUUCAAUAACAUGAAGUGUUGGCGAGCAACCUCCGAAUUAUAUUUUCCGGCGGAACAAUGUCAUAAUCAGGGAACCGUCGUCCUUAAUAUUCCGCAUGCUGGUCGCGUCCCCGAAAGCGUCUGUUCUUGCGUAGUUUUUAUCCGAAAACCUUGUGUAGCCUCGAGCGUCGCUCAUAUUUCGUAAAGGCGAGUGAAAGUGGACGACAUUUGUCACAAUGUUUAUCACAAUGCGCGAGUCGGUGUUCCAUUCUCACCUUUCUCACGUCACUCGCGCGCAUCCUCGACGUGUCCUCGAUACUCUCACGACCCGACCUCGCGAAUGUGAACUCGCCCUUUACGUCGCUUUCACGAAACGAUUGCACAUGCAGUUAGCAGUAUCGCUGUAUAGUCCGAUGAGGUAAUGGCAACAAGCAUAAUCUUCUGUCCCGCGUCGCAAUGGCCCUAAAGUAGAUGUUCGAGAAGGCGUAACGUUUAUAAGAGGAUGCGUGAGGUCGUUAGAUAUGAGCAAAUGAGAGUGUACAAUAAUAAUAAUAAUAAUGAUAAUGAUAAUGAUAAAAUAAUAAUAACAAUAAUAGUGUUAGUGACACACACGUCAGUCCGAAACGGUACGGGGCGCGUAGACAUUUUGCGAGCGAAAACGGUCUUUGCAUGUUCGCGCACCGCUUCUAGCGAAUAAAAGGAAUCUGUGUCAUAGUGUAUGUAUAUUUACUUUGUAGUUGCGCGACGAAAGAUCAAAAGAACAGUACGAGUACAUUCAGCCAAACAAUGUACACACACACACACACACACGCAUGCACAUGCACACUUAUUGUCACCCGAAUGAAACUGCGUUUCGUCUGUAGUGGUAUACUUUUUAUUGCGAGCGAGUCCCACUGUAACGAGAGAUCUGCAAAAUACAAACGCUCACGAUUACCGUGAACA